AUGAUCAACGCCGAACUCGGUAACCGCCAUCCUUACAAUUACACUGUGAUCUUGGACGAAUAUGGACAAAACCCUGGAAACCAUUCGAAGCAACACGGCUCUACAGCUGGCGUUCCUUUUCAUGUUGUGGUCAAGAAGUUGCUCGCUAACCAGCACUACAAGUUUGAAUGGGCUUCGAGCAACAAAUUCGGUUUGAGCAAGUCUAUUAUCCUCGAAAACAAAACUAAAAUGGCCAAUGAAAUGCCAACACCAAUACCUAUAAAUCUCGAACAGAAAUUCGACGGCAGUAUCACCUUCAGUGUAGUGCUCAAUGACCCCUGUCCCUUUACAUAUGCUUUGUCCGAGGUAGAUAAGAUCUUGAUUCGAUAUCGUGAGAUCCCAGCUCGAUAUAAAUCAGGCUCUGGAAGUGGAGAAAUUGAAUCCAUUAAUACUUCUGGGCUUUCUGAGUGGAUUAAUGUUGAGCCUUGUCCUGUUCUACUCAAUAAACAGCACCAUGAGGCUGCUUCGUACACUUCUUCCGCAUUCACCUCAAAGCCUGAUCCAUCUUCCUCUUCUGUAACUGCAAAUAGCCUCUUGUCAGGGCAGCCUCCUCCAAUUAGUGGUCGAGAUGCAGAAUCCCAACCCCUUUCAAAUAGGAAGCCAUAUACAAAAGUGGAUUGCGUAAUACAUGGAACUAGCCGGCACAUAUGUCAAAAAUCUGUACUCUCAUGA
Protopolystoma xenopodis is the source of this 711-nucleotide messenger RNA. Lineage: Eukaryota; Metazoa; Platyhelminthes; Monogenea; Polystomatidea; Polystomatidae. The record is from the annotation of a GenBank genome assembly.